AAAGAAUCUCGUAUUUUGAGCUUUCAUUCCUUCUUCAUCUUUCCCUUCUAACAGACACAGUGAAAAGUAGAGAGCGGCAAUGGCCAUGCAUGGAACCUCUCUUCUAGUUCCAUCAGUUAAAGAGUUGGUAAAACAACCAAUAACCAAGGUUCCAGAGCGAUACCUUCAACCAAAUCAAGACUCAAUUGUUGUAUCAAACACAAAUUCUUCAGUUCCUGUUAUCGACCUAACUAAAUUGCUCUCUAAUGAUCCAGCUGAGCUACAAAAUCUAGACCGUGCUUGUAGAGAAUGGGGUUUCUUCCAGCUGAUUAAUCAUGGAGUGAACCCUUCCAUUGUUGAAAAUAUGAAGAUCGGUGUUGAAAAAUUCUUCAACCUUCCAAUGGAAGAGAAAAAGAAAUUAUGGCAAACACCAAAUGAGUUUCAGGGGUUUGGUCAGUUGUUUGUUGUAUCUGAUGAACAAAAGCUUGAAUGGGCAGAUCUGUUUAACAUUAUCACUUUCCCAUUGGCCACAAGGCAUCCGCGUCUCAUUCCUACCAUUCCCAAACCAUUCAGAGAUCAUCUAGAGACUUAUUGUUUAGAAAUGAAAAAUACUGCUGUCAAGAUAAUUGGUAUUAUGGAGAAAGCUCUGAAGAUCAAAGCUAAUGAAAUACUAGAGUUAUUUGAAGAUGCAGGUCAAGGACUGAGACUGAAUUACUAUCCUCCAUGUCCGCAACCAGAAAAUGUUAUUGGAAUUAAUCCGCAUUCGGAUUCGGGUGCCCUUACUAUCCUUCUCCAACUCAAUGAAGUGGAAGGCCUUCAAAUAAAAAAAGAUGGAAUGUGGAUUCCUAUCAAACCUCUCCCUAAUGCUUUUGUCAUCAAUAUUGGAGACAUGUUAGAGAUAUUAACGAAUGGAAUUUACAGAAGCAUUGAGCAUAGAGCAACCGUCAAUGCAAAGAAUAAAAGGAUAUCUAUUGCUGCAUUUAAUAGGCCUCAAAUGAGCAAGGUUAUAGGUCCAACACCAAGCCUUAUAACUGCGGAAAGACCUGCUAUGUUCAACAGAAUUGGAGUAGUUGAUUACCUGAAUGGUUUCCUGUCACGGAAGCUGCAAGGGAAAUCUUUCUUAGAUGUUGUAAGGAUUCAAAGUGAGACUGCUAAAUAGUUAAACUUUUGAGGGUUUUGCAAGAAAAGAAAGAAUGUAGAAUUAGUUUAGAAAUAAAAGUGGCAGACAUGCUAUAGGUUAGUUUUAUAUUUGCAGGAGAUAUGAUACCUGGUACAAAGUUUAUAUUAUUCAACAUUGAAUGUGUAUUGUUGAAUUAGUUAUCCAAUAUUUGGCUUAUAUGUGGGAAAAAUAAUACUACAUAUACUUUGGAUUUAAGGAAA
This is a messenger RNA of Vicia villosa (hairy vetch), 1359 nucleotides long. Its product is annotated as protein SRG1-like. The transcript has 4 exons. The record is from RefSeq and is a predicted model, not a curated record. The coding region runs from base 80 to 1138 and encodes 352 amino acids. NCBI's taxonomy places the organism in Eukaryota, Viridiplantae, Streptophyta, Magnoliopsida, Fabales, Fabaceae.